GCGGGAGUUAAAAUGUGACGUCAUAUAAGCAAAUAUUUGUUACAACAAUUUCGAUUGGCUUAAAAAUCCAAUAUGGCAGUCUGUGUCUCAGUAAUUGCAAAAGAGAACUAUCCGUUGUUUAUCAAGACAAUACCAACAGAAAAUGAAUUGAAAUUCUACUACACGGUCCAUACGUCCCUUGAUGUUGUUGAGGAGAAAGUGUCAGCUGUAGGAAAGACUGCCAAUGACCUGAGAGAACUUUAUCUUGGACUAUUAUACCCAACUGAAGAUUAUAAAGUAUAUGGAUAUGUUACUAAUACUAAAAUAAAGUUUGUUAUUGUAGUAGAAACAUCAAACACCUCACUAAGGGACAAUGAAAUAAGAAGUAUGUUCCGGAAACUUCACAAUGCUUAUGUAGAUAUGCUGUGCAAUCCCUUUUAUACUCCAGGUGAAAACAUCACCUCUAAGGCUUUUGAAAGAAUAGUUAAUUCUAUGAUGCUUCAAGACUGAGAUAAACAACAUACUAUUAAACAGACAUAGCCACUUUAGAAGAACAUGCAUAGUGAAUACAGUUCAUCCUACAAAUCAAAUACUAAAUGGACACUAGUAAUCUGCAACAUUUUGAAACAUCCUAUUUGAAUUGAACAUUAAGUCUGAGCAUUCCAUAAAGUCAGUUUUGUCAUCGCAGCCAACUUUAUUUUGUAUAAAAUGUAAAUAUGUAAUAAAUUAUAUCAUGU
Messenger RNA from Owenia fusiformis, 716 nucleotides. The record is from the annotation of a GenBank genome assembly. Lineage: Eukaryota; Metazoa; Annelida; Polychaeta; Sabellida; Oweniidae.